UAGUUUGCUUAAUGAUUGUACUGGGAUGUGCAGGGGUAAAUCCAGCAAAUAUACUCAUGUAUAUUCCCGCUUCUUCAAGAUCACAUGUAUCAGCGUGGGAACCAUUAGCCAGAGGUUUAGCAAGAUCCGGACAUCAUCUCACGUUCGUCUCAAGCUAUAAACUCCAACCGGAAGUAAAUUUUACACAGAUUCUUGUGAAAAGUAAAGCACUAAAGGAAAUUGAUGAAGAUUUCAGAAGUAUUUUGCUAGCUUCUGAUUCUGUUUUAGGACAUAUUUGGAAGCUUUUGAGAAUGAUUUAUCUAUUCCCGGAUAGGAUGGCAGAGAUUCAUGACGAAGCUCUGACGGAAAUGAAGUAUGUUCUGAAUAAAAAAUGGGAUUUAGUAAUCGCAAAUCCUUUCUUGAACGAAGUUGGAAUAAUUUUAGGUGAUCACUUUCAAGUGCCAACCAUUCACUUUCUGCCAGCAAAUGCUGAACAGUUUUUAUCCUUUAGUCUUGGCCACCCAGAUAACCCAGCUUGGUCCCAUCCCAGUGCAGACAGCUUAGUAAGCAGAUCUGUUGUCCUUCUAAUUAAUAUUUAA
This is a messenger RNA of Eurytemora carolleeae, 578 nucleotides long. RefSeq lists its product as uncharacterized. The transcript has 9 exons. The coding region runs from base 12 to 578 and encodes 188 amino acids. The record is from RefSeq and is a predicted model, not a curated record. NCBI's taxonomy places the organism in Eukaryota, Metazoa, Arthropoda, Copepoda, Calanoida, Temoridae.